AUGACUAAAGCAUCAGCAAGCAAAACACUCCACGAAACUGUUACAACAUUGCACAAUAGUGCACAAAGCAGCAAUAUUUGUGAUGAUCUUGCAUACUUUUAUUUUUUACUAAAGGUAAUAAAAGAGGGUGUACAUAACUUUACAGAUAUCCAGAAUUUUGAUGCAAAAACGAAGGUGAAGAACAGUGCUUUUUUUGAACAGCUCGUUGAAAAAAGGGUUGGGAAUUGUAUUGUUCAUACUUGUGCGAAUUUUGAAGCUAUCACGAAAGAAUUCUUGAAGAAAUGUAUUCGCGAGUCCAAAACACAAGAUCUAACGAACAGGCAAGAGCAAGAAUAUAACGAAAUCGCAAAACGCGCAUUGAAGCUUGUCCAUUGCGAAUUAUUCGAUGCUGAAUGGAAUGUAAAGGACAACUAUCAUUUUGCUCUGAAAUUUAACAAUAGCAUUUUAGAUAGUGUCAGGAAAGACCUUUAUUGCAUUGACAUUAACGGAAAUUUAGUAGAUAAUAAUUUGGAAUUUUGGAGAUUCGAUAAGGAACUGGAUUGUAAAUAUACUGUAAUGGAGGUUGACGUAAAGACUGUUCUUAAAGAUAAUUUUUUUGCUUACUUUGAUAAUUUAAACCUUGAAGAUAUUAAAAAUUUGAAUGUAAAGUCUGUUACCGCCGCCAAGAUCAGGGACAAAACAGCGGACAAUUACUCAUACAAUGAUGAUGGUAUUCAGUUUUAUUUUGAAGAUUUCGCAAAGAAAAGGGGUUAUUUUGUAAUUCAACACUGGUGUCUUGUGAAACAUAUAAUGGGAUGGGAGACAUGUAUUGAAUCAGACUUCAGUAAGCUUAAAGGAUGUACUUUACCAUCCAAUGACCAAAAUACAAGCAACGACGAGAUUGAUGAUGUUUUGAAUUUUACUUUAUAA
Messenger RNA from Naegleria gruberi, 909 nucleotides. RefSeq lists its product as uncharacterized. The record is from RefSeq and is a predicted model, not a curated record. Bases 1 to 909 code for a protein of 302 amino acids. NCBI's taxonomy places the organism in Eukaryota, Heterolobosea, Eutetramitea, Acrasida, Naegleriidae. The transcript has a single exon.